Molecule: messenger RNA, 2169 nt
Organism: Glossina fuscipes
Lineage: Eukaryota; Metazoa; Arthropoda; Insecta; Diptera; Glossinidae
Gene: Cipc
Product: myb-like protein D
Exons: 3
Coding region: 536-1507 (323 amino acids)
Source: RefSeq, a predicted model, not a curated record
UCUCUCUCUCCCUCUCUCUCUCACCCUUUGUAUACUCUUAUACAUAUAUACGUGCGGUAAUCAUGAAUGAUUUAUAAUCUUUUUGAAUGAAUGCAUGAGUGGUCCUGAGUUUUGCAGUUGACGAGAAUAGCGUUCAACAGAAAUUGCUUUCUGGUAUCUGCUAAAUAUUCACGAAGUUAGGUGUAUCUACAGCUAUUGAAGCUUAUCGGUAAAUUCCGUAUUGCUUAUGUUGCAACUUUUUUUAUUCAUCACCAUUUUAAUUUACUUUCCUAAAAAAUUCAUACUUUGGGCUACACUGUAUGUAAGGCGAAAAAUUUAAAAUUUUGGCGAUUUCCUUCAAAAUAGGUUUUAUUAGUUUCGACGUAUUUGGUAUGAGAUUAAAAAAGUAAAAUCGAGUUAUUUUUCAGGUUCAGUACUAUUCAAUUUUUGUGUUUUGUUUUUUCUUACGGAACAUCUUGCUGCAUUUUUUACUUGUGAGAAAAGUAGACGAGCAAAAAGCCGAGCGGUAAGACUAACGCAGCUAUUUACCAAUACUAUGGCUCCUACCAUAUGUUCUGGGAAGAAACAACCAAGCCGCACACUUAGAAACGAUAUUAGACGUCGUAAUAAUUCAUCAAAUGCAGUGCCUUCAAGUGUCUUCAAUUACAUAAUGAAAAGUUCUUUCAAACCCCGUGAGGCUGCUGCAUUGGGCAUUUCUUCGAGCAGCGCUUUGCAAGCUUAUCCAUCUGUGCAAUCAAUUAAUAGUCGAUUGACUAAAAUUUAUUCAACACAACAAAUAUCCGACAAAGUUGUGUCUUCUACAACACAUAACGAUGAAAGCGAUAAAGAUAAUGAUCUAAACGGGAGCUUAACUAAUGAGUAUUCAUUAUCAUCGAGCUUAUCUUCGAUAAGAACUGUAUCCUCAACGUCAACCUCUAGUUUAUAUUCGUUUGGAAGAAGAAACUCCGAUACAUCGCAAAGUCAAAUGUCAUCACGUGAUGAUUGUGAUGCGAAUGAGCAUAGCGACGUGCAACAACAUUUCCGUGGCGAUAAUAGCAGCAUUCUUCAGGCUAGCAAUGAUGAAAAUGACGCCGACAAUGCAUAUAGCGAUGAGAAUGAUAAGGAAAGUAAUGAAGAUGACAAUUACAGCAAUCGCAAUGAGCGUGCUAUAUCUUUCAGGAAUGAUGCCAUUAUUAUUGACAAAGAGCACAUCAUGAAUGUAGAAUGUGUAGCAUUAGAGAGACUAGAUAGCUCGAAAGAGAAUCAAAAAUUUCGCCAACAAAUAAGGAAACCAUUUCGUUUAUAUCAGAAUACCAAACCUUUAGCUGAAAUUCGAAACACCGAAGGUUUAUUAUCAAUUGCCAUAAAGACCAUAAAGUUAGUAAAGCGUAAUCAGUUACUGCAACAGCGCCUAAACCAACUGCAAAUGGAGACGUCAGAAUUUAUACAGUCCGUUCUAAAUAAUCCGGAAAAUAGACACUUUCGCGAAAAAAUCCAACAGAAGGUGGCGAACAUUGAGAAUGCUUGAAAAACUUGAAAAUGUUGAUAAACAUUGUUCCCGACAUGGCAUGAUGCUAAGCAUGAAAGCACAAUUUCUAAAAACUUGCAACCAAAGCUAAGGUAUCUAAGACAAUUACACUGAGAAAUUCUUCAGUAGAAUAAAUUUUUAGGCGUAUGUUUUCAUAUUUUGAGUCCAUCCUUCGGAUUUAUCAGAAAACACAAACAGCCUGUUCUGUUAAAUAUAAAUAUACCGUUUUUUCCUUUUUUUUUUUUAAUAUUUAGUCUGACAAAAAUUUUUGCGGGCUGGAAUAUCCUUCUUAUUGAUCGGAAAAUAUAGCCAUAAGGAUAUCCCUAGUCAAUUAUUUAAGUAUUCUCAAAAGAGCGUAACACAAACAAAUCAGUUGUAUGCGAAUAGCGAGAGGUAAUCUCUUUUAGACAAUUUAUGAAACGGUAAUAAAAUGGAAAAUUGCGUUUAUGAUGAUGAUGGAUGGAGAUUUAAAAUAACUUAUGGCUAAAUCAUAUUACAGAACUGAUUAUUUGAUAAAUCUAUAUAAAAUAUACAUUAACUGUUAAACAGAGCUGUAAAUCUUAUUGUAUCUACAUCUUAAGUGUGCAACACAAGAAAAUAUUAAUAUAUGUUACAUAAAUAAUAAAUAAUAAAACACAAACAAAUAAAAAAUCAAGUGCGUU